Molecule: messenger RNA, 669 nt
Organism: Saccoglossus kowalevskii
Lineage: Eukaryota; Metazoa; Hemichordata; Enteropneusta; Harrimaniidae
Source: RefSeq, a predicted model, not a curated record
AUGACACAGAAUGCAAAGCUGUCAAACGACCUUGCUUCAAAUGGCAUGACACAGAAUUCAAAGCUGUUGAAUGACCUUGCCUUAAAUGGCAUAACACAGAAUGCAAAGCUGACAAAUGACCUUGCUCCAAAUGUCACAACACAGAAUGCAAUGCUGUUAAAUGACCUUGCUUACAAUGGCAUAGCGCAGAAUGCAAAGCUGUCAAAUGACCUUCCUUCAAAUGGCAUAACGCAGAAUGCAAAACUGUUAAAUGACCUUGCUUCAAAUGGCAUAACGCAGAAUGCAAAGCUGUCAAAUGACCUUGCUUCAAAAGGCAUAACAAUGAAUGCAAAGCUGUUAAAUGACCUUGCUCCAAAUGGCAUUACGCAGAAUGCAAAGCUGUCAAAUGACCUUGCUCCAAAUGGCAUAACACAAAAUGCAAUGCUGUUAAAUGACCCUGCUUCAAAUGGCAUAACACAGAAUGCAAAGCUGUCAAAUGACCUUGCUCCAAAUUGCACAACACUGAAUGCAAUGCUGUUAAAUCACCUGGCUUCAAAUGGCAUAACGCAGAAUGCAAUGCUGUCAAAUGACCUUGCUCCAAAUGUCACAACACAGAAUGCAAUGCUGUUAAAUGACCUUGCUCCAAAUGGUAUAACACAGAAUGCAAAGCUGUUAAAUGACCUUGCUUAA